Molecule: messenger RNA, 3166 nt
Organism: Owenia fusiformis
Lineage: Eukaryota; Metazoa; Annelida; Polychaeta; Sabellida; Oweniidae
Source: the annotation of a GenBank genome assembly
UGAUCCUGUCCCUAGCCUCUCUGAGCUUACUCGGAUUUAGAAUGAAAUAACUUUUGAUUUUCUUUUAGUAGAUACCCUGAAGUGUAGGAAUCCAUAAGUUAUUUUUCCAGGUUUGGGUAAAAUCAAUUUUUAUGGCAGGUUAUAGUGGCGCCAUCUAGUGAUUUUAAAGUUGCAGGGUGAUAAUCUUAAUUAAUUUUUUUUUCAGCCAAACCUAAUUUCAUAUUUAUUUUUUUGCUUUUUCCUUAGAGACUACUUCCUAAACUAUGCAUUUGAAUUUUUAGGUGAUCCUGGAAGGUCAUUUGAUGGGUCAUUUUGCCUCAAAUAUACAGAAGCGGCACCUAUAAUCAAGGGUCUACCUUAUAAAGUUUUUUAUUCUGAGGCUGUUAUGGUAGAUAAAAUUGUUAUUAUUGGUGUAAUAAUUAGAACCAUAAAGGGGACAUAUGAUGCAGUAUCAAAUUAAUAUAUGUGGGACAUGGGAACUUUAGAAAAAAUUUUUUUUGUAAAAGUGGAAGAAAUUUGACAAAAUAUCAGUUUUUACAUAUUACCAAAUACAUAUGCUUUUUUUAUUUCUAAGGUAAUCCUUAUAUGAUGUAACAAGUACAAACAAAUACAUUUUGAUUUUUGAGAAUAUGAAUGAAGUAAUUGUAGGGCUGAAUUUUGGUUUUGGCCCAUUAUUAUUAUUUAAUUAUUCUGUGUUUGAUAUACACCCCUUAUUAUAUCAAAGACUCAACUUCUGGAAAUACAACACGGUACUUAAUGAAUGUAUGAAAAGCUUUUCCUGAGUUUCUUUGUAUUAAUAGAGUAUAACAUCUAUUAAUCAUAUCAUUUCCAUAAGUGUGCACUUUUAGAAUAAAUUAUAUUUUAUUUUACAGGUAAUUUUUGCCAGAAACAUUUUGUAUAAAAUUAGAGCUUCUCAAAAGAUGUAUCUACACUUUUCAAAUAAAAAAUGAUCCUUCAAUCUAUCCCACCCAAAUGGAGUUAGAUCUAAUUUUAUAUUAUAUUUAUACCAUCAUAAGUUAAUAUCAAACUCAAAACUGAAACUCCUGUUAAAAGCCAUGGCAGCUAAUUUUGGGGUAAUUUACAUCUUAUUAGCAUGAAGGUUGUUUAAAACAGUAAUCCUCUAUAAUUGACUUAUUGACUAACCUCUGUUUUUGUAUUUAGUAUAUAUUUGAGACUACAGAUGAACAUGUAUUGAAUUGGUGGAAACAAAAUUAUUAAAAUGUGAUUAAAGUAAGUAAGCUUAAGGUUUAUUUAAGAUAUAAAGAUUGCUCAUCUUCGACAAAAUAGAAGAAUUAAAAUUAUGAUCACUUAGAAUGAUUCAAAUUAUUUCUAAUAUAGAAUGUAAGUUGGUGUCUAGGAAAAUAAAACAUAUGAUCACAUCCAGCUUUUCUUUGAAAGUCAAAUUUCCUUGCAUAUGGAUUAACGAAUUAACGUUAAAAACUAAAAUGAACCCAGUUACAUGAUAAACUAUGCAUGAUCCUGAAUUGUGACUGUAUUUUUGAGACCCAGAGAUUGAAUAUUUUAAAAUCACUAACAAUCUAUUUCUUCUCCAGUUACCUUCCUAAAUGGCUUCUAUAAACUUUGAAAGAGGAAAAUGUAUUAUCUGCCAAGAUGAUUUUAAAGACAGUAACAGCAAUGUUGUCAAGCCAACUGUGGGACAAGCAAGAGGUGUUGCAACCUUGCUUAGAAUAAGCAAAAUGAAAGAUGAUGAAGUUUAUCAACGUAUGAAAGUAGCCAAACUUGAAAACGCACCUAUUCUAUAUCACAUGAACAAUGCUUGCUACAGAGUAUACACCCAAAAACGGCAUACUGAAGAAACCAUUGAAGGAAUGGUUGGAAACACACCUCAUUCCUCAACAGCACAACCCAAACAAAUGAAAUGUUCCCUUCCACAAAGGAAUGAAGAAACUGAAACUGAUACUGAAAAAACCAUUGAAGGAAUGGUUGGAAACACACCUCAUUCCUCAACAGAACAACCCAAACAAAUGAAAUGUUCCCUUCCACAAAGGAAUGAAGAAACUGAAGAAACUGAAACUGAUACUGAAGAAACCAUUGAAGGAAUGGUUGGAAAUACACCUCAUUCGUCAACAGCACAACCCAAACAAAUGAAAUGUUCCCUACCACAAAGGCCCUCUGUUGAAGCUGUUGAUGUACCUAAAUACCAGAAUGUUUGUAUAUAUUGUAAUCAGGUCACAAAAAACAAAACAUAUGAAAAAUCCCGAAUUUCUGAAGAGAAGAAAGCUACCGAGUUUCUUGUACAAACCCAACACUUAAAGGAUGAAGUGUAUACCAGCACCUGUCACCUCACUGAUGUGAAAGGAGUGAUUGAAGCUGAUCUCUUAUACCAUAACUAUUGUUACAAACAAUACAGCCAUAAAUACCAGAAAAGUACUGAUUCAAAUUCUCUUCAUGAUAAAUCAAAUAUGUAUGAUGUAUUUAAUGAUGUCAUCAAUGAAAUUCAACAAGACUUGAAUACAGGAAAAGCCUCCUCUGUAUCAGAGAUUUGCAAAGAGAUCGGUGACCGCCUUCGACGUAGCCCUGUUCAAGGGCAACUUGUCACCAAAUAUUUGCGUAAGCGAUUUGGUGAAGAUGUCACAUUUAUAAAGCACAGCAAGAGGCAGUCUCAGGAUUUUCUUCUGGCAAGCAAGAUAGAUGCUGUAAAAUUGGUAAUUAAUCAUUUAUAAUUUAAAAGUACUUAUUCAGUGUGUCAAAUAAGUCCCGUCCCCCCCUCUACAGCCAAGACCUUAAUAGAUGGUACCUAGUGUGAUAUACCAUUGGAAAGAUCAUCCAAAGUUACGUUAACUCACCAACUCUCAAGUAAUUUGGAUGAAAGGACAGGUGGCGGUAAACCCCUCUUUUAGCCCCCCUACAAAACAAGUAUAUAUUGACAUGGAAUUGAAGAGGAAGUAUGACUCAUUACUUAAAAUGUGAUUUCUGAGAGUUUUGACAUUUGACCUUGACACUAGGGUGGUUUAAAGGUCAACUUUGAGAGUUGCUAUUUUUGUCAAAAUUUUUCUGUUUCUAAUCCAAGAAAUGAGAGCAAUUGGCUUUAUUUUGAUUGUGACUGAUAAAAAGACAUGUGAAUAGAAAUAAAACUUUUUUUAAUAAAUUAUCACGGGCAAUUACCUGAAAAUCUUGAGAAUAAAUACCGAUAUGGGCAUCUUUA